Messenger RNA from Oncorhynchus nerka (sockeye salmon), 4380 nucleotides. RefSeq lists its product as uncharacterized. The record is from RefSeq and is a predicted model, not a curated record. Gene Ontology annotation, cellular component: chromosome, centromeric region; spindle pole; nucleus. Gene Ontology annotation, biological process: metaphase chromosome alignment; mitotic cell cycle; regulation of G2/M transition of mitotic cell cycle. The transcript is spliced from 4 exons. Lineage: Eukaryota; Metazoa; Chordata; Actinopteri; Salmoniformes; Salmonidae. Gene Ontology annotation, molecular function: dynein complex binding; microtubule binding. Bases 16 to 1821 code for a protein of 601 amino acids.
GAAGGAGUGAAGGAGAUGGAGGCAGGGGAUGAGGGGAGAGGGGCAGUUGAGUCUGAAGGAGUGAAGGAGAUGGAGGCAGGGGAUGAGGGGAGGGGGGCAGUAGAGUCUGAAGGAGUGAAGGAGAUGGAGGCAGGGGAUGAGGGGAGAGGGGCAGUAGAGCCUGAAGGAGUGAAGGAGAUGGAGGCAGGGGAUGAGACUCUACUAGACACUACUCCACUGGCUCCACUCCAGAUCACCUGCCUAGAGAAGCAGGUGGUGAUGCUGCAGGCUGAACUGCAGUCUCUCUCUGAGGAGAACCGGAGGCAGGCUGAGGAGCUGACAGUGUGGAGGCUAAUGGCCCAGCCCCUCUGUCUAGACCCAGAGGACCUCACCUCUGCUAUCCUCAGCCCUGGCCACAACACUGCUACCCUCAUCCCUGGCCACAACACUGCUACCCUCAUCCCUGGCCACAACACUGCUACCCUCAGCCCUGGCCACAACACUGCUACCCUCAGCCCUGGCCACAACACUGCUACCCUCAGCCCUGGCCACAACACUGCUACCCUCAGCCCUGGCCACAACACUGCUACCCUCAGCCCUGGCCACAACACUGCUACCCUCAGCCCUGGCCACAACACUGCUACCCUCAGCCCUGGCCACAACACUGCAACCCUCAGCCCUGGCCACAACACUGCAACCCUCAGCCCUGGCCACAACACUGCUACCCUCAGCCCUGGACACAACACUGCUACCCUCAGCCCUGGCCAACACAGCAGUGUGAUGGUGAUCAGAGAGGAUGAGCUGCUUCUCUCCUGUACCUCCAGUAGACUGUAUGGGAGGACCCUGGCCUCAAGACUGCAUCACUGCAAUUCUCCUGAAGCAAAGAGUCUCCAAAACCCAUCCAGAAAGAACAAAUCUACACAUCCCCAAGAGACGGAAAAACAGACCAAUGAACAUGGGGAAGAUGGUGAAGAAGCAGACAUCACCAAAGAUGUUUACCAAAUCUCAGAGCUCCAGACCAAGGCAACAGAGCACACUAACCAAGAUGAUUCAGAAAACAAGACCAAUCCAAAUACUCCCAGAGCAACAGAUGAGACCCAGGCCAAAGAAAUAGUCUCAAGGCACAAUCUAGACGUCAUAGAACUAGAUAACAAAGAGUUCCCCACUCUAUCUCUCGCUGAAGCUCAAUCCACUGAAGCACAGUCCUCUGAAAUCAACCAUUCCAGUCACCAUCAAGAGGUACCAAUCUCCACUGGUGUUGAGAAUAAAAGUCACUCCUCGGUCUGUAGAAAAGUCACCACUACAUCAGAGUGGCGAACUGAGAGAACGAUGGUGGAGACCAAGGUUCUGAGUUCAAAGGUCAUACCAGCAGGAUGGACAGGUCAAGAGAGAUUGAGCUCUGUAGAUGUGAGUAGUACCAGCUCUCAGACAGAGGAGGGGAGAGAAACAGGCGCCCUACCAGAAACACACCACGUAUACACACAGACGGAGGAGGAGGAGAAUGAUGAAGAACCCACAGAAUCCCCCCCUGUGUCACCAGUCCAGAUGUCUGAGGCCGAGGGGGACAGGAUGUUGUUUUCUGGGUCCUUCCCGAUCCCUGCUGACCCAGCCCGUCUUGCGGAGCGGAUCCGUCGUACCCGGACUCAGAUGUCUGCAGCGUACGAUGAUACGGAAUACGAACCCUACGGCCUGCCUGAGGUGGUCAUGAAAGGUUUUGCUGACAUUCCCAGUGGUCUAGGCUGUCCGUACAUUGUGAGGAGGGGGCUCCUGGGUACUGCUGCUAUGCCCCGCCCCCAGAGAGAUCCCGGCCAGAGGGAGGGGGGGCAGGAGGACCCUGAUUAACCCCCAACAGGUGAAGCGUUUAGCCCCUUAGAACCUAAUAUCUGCACCGGUCACACAAAUAACAGCUGCAUCAUCACACAGUUUACGUUCAGCACGUAUUUCACAAUUAUCACACGGUUUGUGUAGUCGUAAUGUAAACCACUAUGUGAUCGUGAUAGAUUAUACAAAGUCUGUAGUUGCAUAAUGUUGUCUUUAGAAAGGACGUUUCAUGUGGAGAUGACAUUAACUAGUUCCACAUAUGACUGACUUAAUCGUCUGGUCCUCCUUGGGAGAGUAGGGCGUCCCCCAUGGCAAUCCACCUCUCUCUCUCCUGUGUGGGUUCACAAGUUCCACAUAUGGUUGAGUGUAUUUGUUUAUGCCGUGUGUCAGUGUUUGUACAGAUCCACUGGAAGACCGUCAGAGGAGGAGUUCAUUUCACUGGACCUGCUGUGUACUGACCCCCACCUCCUGCCCUGAUGUACUGACCCGAAUAAAACCUGUUUCAUCUCUUGUGUACUGAGACACCUGAAGAGGGACAACUGUCCCCUGCUGACGUUUAAGACAAGACCUUUAUACAGAGUUAUACAGAGGCUCAUUGGUUUCUAUGCACCUACUACAGUACUGUUCUUUACAAAUCUACUGGUUCAGAUUUCCUUGUUGUGGUUCAAAUGAGAAAUGGUGCCUUGUUUUUAUUUAAUUUUUAUAAGCUACUUUAGGCCAUGGUCCAUUGCCUGUUGUGAAAACUUGAAUUUUCAUUUGAAUAGUCUUAUUUAUAGACUGUUGAAUGUUUUAGUGUGUGUGUUCAUAUUGGUUUUUAUAAGCAGUGGGUGUACAUUUGAGGGAGCGUGUGUCGGUUUGUACAAAACUGUACACGGAUGAGUACGUACUGCAUGUGUAGGAUGAUGUCUGGUCGUUAUGUUUUCUCAAUAUUAGCCUGUGCCUGCUUAUGACUCAACCUAACCUGAGCGUGUUUCCUGUCCUUGUAUGGUGAUUCACUGGGAGCGCUCCUUCCCUUCCCCUCCCUCGUCCCCUCUUUCUGUUCUUUCCCUAUUCAUUUCUCUCUUUCUUUACACUCAAACCUUUUUAAAAAUGGCACCCUCUGUGCUCUUGAAUUUACACAAGUGCUAAACACAUGAGUGAGGUAGUUUAUUUUUAUUUUUUUAGAUACACUAUUUAAAUUGUGCAGGUUUUAGUCUGCUUUUUUGGACUUUUUUAGUUUUUCCUAGAUUUAAUAUAUUACAUUUUUGGGGGGAUAGAUUUUUCGUGCACGUUAGUGAUUGUGCCUUAGUUUUCUAGAUUUUCAGUUGCAUCAAUAAACUGCCCUGGUUUGAAACAAUAUUCACUUAAGAGAUUGUAUAUCAAAUGAAUUUAUAGCAUCUUAAAUGUAAUCUUGGUACUGCCACCCUCAUUGGUGUGCUUUGAGGAAGUGUGUGCGCUUGUAUACAAAACAUGAAGAACUCUUUCCAUGACAGACUGACCAGGUGACUACAGGUGAAAGCUAUGAUCCAUUAUUGAUGUCUCUUGUUAUAUCCACUUCAAUCAGCGUAGAUGAAGGGGAGGAGACGGGUUGAAGAAGGAUUUCUGGUAGAGCAUGGCACUUGCAACGCCAGGUUUGUGGGUUCGAUUCCCACGUGGGACCAGUACAAACAAAAUAUAAAAAUGUAUGCACUCACCACUACAUGUCGCUCUGGAUAAAAGCAUCUGCUAAAUGACUCAAAUGUAAACGUGUGUGUGUGUGUGCCAUUCAGAGGGUGAAUGGGCAAGAUAACAUAUUUAAGUGCCUUUGAACAGGGUAUGGUAAUAGGUGCCAGACUGACCGGUUUGUGUCAAGAACUGCGACACUGCUGGGUUUUUCACACUCAACAGUUUUUCCGUGUGUAUCAAGAAUGGUCCACCACCCAAAGGACAUCCAGACAACUUGACACAACUGUGGAAAGCAACUGCCCCAAUGAAGUGAGGCUGUUCUGAGGUCAAAGGGGAGUGCAACUCAAUAUUAGGAAGGGUUCUUAAUGUUUUGUACACUGUGUUUUGUUAACGAAACCUUCCUCCAUUCCAAAUCCGCUCCGACCUUUCAGAGCUGAGGUUUAUUACAGCGUUACUGCAUGGUACUAAGAUGAAUGUGAGUUAUUGGUUUUGUUGUGGUCUAAAAAAUCUCUCAAAACACCUAUUUGUUUUUAACACACAUCUAAAUAAGUUAACAGCCAUUGGAUCUGAUAGAAAUUACAGGUUUAAUACAUUGUGGAGUGAUUUUAACUUGAUAUACAUAGUUAGCUACACUUGCUUUCUGUCACUACCGACAUGAUGUAUGUAGCCACUAGCAACAACCAUGUCUUCUCUAGAUUCUAGAAGCCUGGCGUGUGUUCUAGAACACGUAUGGGCUGUUACAGUACCAUUCACAAGCCUUCUGUACACACCCCUAGCUGAGUUAUCUGUGGGAUCUCUGGGUGGUGGGACUAGUCCAAGGAGUCCAGCAGAACACACUGGAUUCUUUCCCCUGUAUGUGACACUUUUAUGUGAAUGUAUCGCUGUUGAUGCUUUGUGUCGCUGUUGAAGAAGAUAGAUUAAAAAGGUUGAUCUAAA